GCAAACUCCCGCCCCCUGUCGUCUUUUCUGACUUUCCGUCUCAGCUACGCUUGGGAGAGCCGCCGGCCGGCGCUAUUAAUUUGUGUGCUCCAAGAUGGAGGAGGUUUUGUGAUGUUCCCCAGCUCUCAGAAGUGAUCCUUUUUCCGUCCGUGUCAGAUCAUUCCUCAGACACAGGGGCGGAGGCCUUUUCUAAAUCCUUCUGCCUGUGGGGGAAAUAAAGAACAACUUUAGGAUUUGGAUAUUAGUUUUUUUUGUGUGUUUUUCGCCACAGCCAUGAGCUCGGGGGAAGGGGCCGAGGAGGCGGCUAAGGACGCGGCCGAUAUAGCUACGUUCUUCAAAUCUGAUUGUUCGCUUUCAAAAUGUGAGCCCAAAGCCGAUGUCUCCAAUCAAAUAACAGGUUUUCGUAGGAAUGAAGAGAUGAAGGCAAUGGAAGUUUUGCCCAUUCUAAAGGAAAAAGUGGCCUUCUUGUCAGGGGGCAGGGACAAGCGCGGCGGUCCAGUUUUAACAUUCCCAUCACGAACCAACCAUGACCGAAUACGACACGAGGAUCUCCGCCGACUCAUCGCCUACCUCGCCGGCAUCCCUAGCGAGGACGUGUGCAAACAUGGCUUCACGGUCAUCGUGGACAUGCGUGGCUCCAAAUGGGAUUCCAUCAAGCCUCUGCUGAAGAUCCUGCAGGAAUCGUUUCCCUGCUGCAUCCACGUCGCCCUCAUCAUCAAACCAGACAACUUCUGGCAAAAACAGAGGACCAACUUCGGCAGCUCCAAGUUUGAGUUUGAGACCGCCAUGGUUUCCCUGGAGGGCUUGUCUAAGGUGGUGGACCCAUCCCAGUUGACGGCCGACUUCGAGGGCAGCCUGGACUACAACCACGAAGAGUGGAUUGAGAUCCGCGUGGCCUUCGAAGACUUCACAGGCAACGGUCGGCACCUGCUCGCCCGUCUGGAGGAGAUGCAAGAAACGGUCACACGUAAAGACUUCCCGCAGGACUUAGAGGGAGCCCGGCGCAUGAUAGAGGAGCACGCAGCCCUGAAGAAGAGGGUGAUGAAGGCUCCUGUGGAGGAGGUGGACAGUGAGGGCCAGAGGCUGCUGCAAAGGAUUCAAAGCAGCGAGAGCUACGCUAACCGAACUGUGCCAGUCCUGCCAGGGCAGAGGGAAGGACAGGGACAACCCAACGCUGACACCCAGGGCCUGGUGCCCCGUAUUUCAGCCCUACUGGAAAAACUGCACAGCACCAGGCAGAACCUGCAUCAGGCCUGGCAAAUCCGCAAGCUGCAGUUGGACCAGUGCUUCCAACUCAGGCUUUUCGAGCAGGAUGCUGAAAAGAUGUUUGACUGGAUAAUGCACAACAAAGGGCUGUUUCUGGCUGGAUACACUGAGAUCGGCAACAACCACCCCCACGCCAUGGAGCUGCAGACCCAGCACAACCACUUCGCCAUGAACUGCAUGAAUGUUUACGUAAACAUAAACCGCAUCAUGUCGGUGGGGAACCGUCUGCUGGAGGCGGGCCACUAUGCGUCCCAGCAGAUCAAACAGAUCUCAGGUCAGCUGGAGCAGGAGUGGAAAGCCUUUGCUGCUGCGCUGGAUGAGAGGAGCGCCCUGCUGGAGAUGUCUGCUACUUUCCACCAGAAAUGCGACCAGUACAUGAGCAAUGUGGACUCAUGGUGUAAAGCAUGCGGGGAGGUGGAUCUGCCCUCUGAGCUACAGGACCUAGAGGACGCCAUCCACCAUCACCAAGGCCUGUAUGAGCAGAUCACCGCUGCCCACUCUGAGGUGAGCCAAGAUGGAAAAGCCUUAUUGGACAAACUGCAGCGCCCCUUGACCCCUGGCAGCACUGAUUCGCUGACGGCUUCUGCCAAUUACUCCAAAGCGGUGCACCAUGUUUUGGACAUCAUCCAUGAGGUUCUGCAUCACCAGAGGCAGCUGGAGAACAUCUGGCAGCACCGUAAGGUCCGGCUGCACCAACGUCUGCAGCUGUGUGUAUUCCAGCAAGACGUUCAGCAGGUUCUUGACUGGAUUGAGAACCACGGUGAGGCGUUUCUCAGCAAACACACAGGAGUGGGGAAAUCUCUACAUCGCGCUCGAGCCCUGCAGAAACGGCAUGAAGACUUUGAGGAAGUUGCUCAGAAUACUUACACAAAUGCUGAUAAGCUGCUUGAAGCUGCGGAGCAGUUGGCCCAGACAGGCGAGUGUGACCCGGAGGAGAUCUAUCAGGCCGCCCAUCAGCUGGAGGACCGGAUCCAGGACUUUGUAAGGCGUGUGGAGCAGCGAAAAGUCUUGCUGGACAUGUCAGUGGCUUUCCACACCCAUGUUAAGGAGCUGUGGACGUGGCUGGAGGAGUUGCAGAAGGAAUUGUUGGACGAUGUGUAUGCCGAGUCGGUGGAGGCCGUUCAGGACCUGAUCAAGCGUUUCGGGCAGCAGCAGCAGACCACACUGCAAUUCACUGUAAAUGUCAUCAAAGAGGGAGAAGAUCUCAUUCAACAACUCAGAGACUCAGCCAUCUCCAGCAAUAAGACCCCUCACAACAGCUCCAUCAACCACAUCGAGACCGUUCUGCAGCAGCUGGAUGAGGCUCAGGCUCAGAUGGAGGAGCUCUUCCAGGAGAGGAAGAUCAAACUGGAGCUUUUCCUUCAGCUCAGGAUCUUUGAGAGGGAUGCCAUUGAUAUUAUCUCAGAUCUGGACUCAUGGAAUGAGGAGCUGUCACAGCAGAUGAAUGACUUCGACACAGAGGACCUGACGCUGGCCGAACAGAGACUGCAGCACCACGCUGAUAAAGCCCUGACCAUGAACAACCUCGCCUUCCACGUCAUCCACCAGGGCCAGGAACUGCUGCAAUACGUCAACGAGGUGCAGGCGUCUGGUGUCGAGUUGCUGUGUGACCGUGAUGUGGACAUGGCCACCCGUGUACAGGAUCUCCUGGAGUUUCUACAUGAGAAACAACAAGAGCUGGACGUGGCCGCAGAGCAGCACCGCAGACACCUGGAGCAGUGUGUGCAACUGCGCCACCUACAGGCAGAAGUCAAACAGGUUCUGGGUUGGAUCCGUAAUGGCGAGUCAAUGCUGAAUGCAGGUCUGAUUACGGCCAGUUCACUUCAAGAAGCUGAGCAGCUGCAGAGAGAGCAUGAGCAGUUCCAGCAUGCUAUCGAGAAAACCCAUCAAAGCGCCCUACAGGUCCAGCAGAAAGCAGAGGCCCUGCUGCAGGCUAAUCACUACGACAUGGACAUGAUUCGAGACUGCGCUGAGAACGUGGCCUCCCACUGGCAGCAGCUCAUGCUGAAGAUGGAAGACAGGCUCAAGCUGGUCAAUGCAUCUGUGGCCUUCUAUAAGACCUCCGAACAGGUGUGCAGUGUGUUGGAGAGUCUAGAGCAGGAGUACAAGCGGGAGGAGGACUGGUGCGGAGGAGCGGACAAACUGGGGCCCAACUGUGAAACCGACCACGUCACCCCCAUGAUCAGCAAGCAUCUGGAGCAGAAAGAGGCCUUCCUUAAGGCAUGCACGCUGGCCAGACGGAAUGCUGACGUGUUUCUGAAAUACAUGCACAGAAACAGCGUCAGCAUGCCGGGGAUGCUGAGUCACGUCAAAGCACCAGAGCAGCAGGUCAAAAAUAUCCUGAAUGAGUUACUGCAAAGGGAGAAUCGGGUCCUGCACUUCUGGACCAUGAGGAAGAGAAGGCUGGACCAGUGUCAGCAGUAUGUGGUGUUUGAACGCAGUGCCAAACAGGCUCUGGAGUGGAUCCAUGACACCGGUGAGUUCUAUCUGUCCACACACACCUCCACAGGCUCCAGCAUCCACCACACGCAGGAGCUUCUGAAGGAGCACGAAGACUUCCACAUCACAGCCAAGCAAACCAAAGAGCGGGUGAAGCUGCUGAUACAGUUAGCGGAUGGUUUCUGUGAUAAGGGCCACUCCCACGCCGCUGAGAUUAAGAAAUGGGUCACGGCCGUGGACAAACGCUAUCGAGACUUCUCCCUUCGCAUGGACAAGUAUCGCACGUCUCUAGAGAAAGCCCUCGGCAUAUCAUCAGACUCAAGCAAAGCAAGUAAAGACCUGCAGUUGGACAUCAUUCCAGCCAGCGCUCCAGGGUCAGAGGUCAAACUCAGAGAUGCUGCCCAUGAGCUUAACGAAGAGAAGCGCAAGUCUGCCCGCAGGAAGGACUUCAUCAUGGCUGAGCUGAUUCAGACAGAAAAAGCUUAUGUGCGAGACUUAAGAGAGUGCAUGGAUACAUAUCUGUGGGAGAUGACCAGUGGCGUGGAGGAGAUCCCACUAGGGAUCGUUAAUAAAGAGCAUAUAAUUUUUGGUAACAUGCAGGACCUCUACGAGUUCCAUCACAAUAUUUUCCUCAAAGAGCUGGAGAAGUACGAGCAGCUUCCUGAAGAUGUGGGCCACUGUUUUGUGACUUGGGCCGAUAAGUUCCAAAUGUACGUGAACUACUGCAAGAACAAACCAGACUCCACUCAACUUAUUCUUGAGCAUGCUGGAGGAUAUUUUGACGAAAUCCAACAGAGGCAUCGCCUGGCCAACUCCAUCUCAUCAUACCUCAUCAAACCUGUUCAGAGAAUAACCAAGUACCAGCUGCUCCUCAAGGAGCUCCUGACGUGUUGCGAGGAAGGCAAAGGUGAAAUCAAAGAUGGCCUGGAGGUUAUGCUCAGUGUUCCCAAGAGAGCCAAUGACGCCAUGCACUUGAGCAUGCUGGAAGGGUUUGACGAGAACAUUGAGUCCCAGGGAGAACUGAUCCUGCAGGAGGCGUUCCAUGUGUGGGAUCCCAAGACCCUGAUCCGUAAGGGACGGGAACGUCACCUGUUCCUCUUCGAAAUGUCACUGAUUUUCAGCAAGGAGGUUAAAGACUCCAAUGGCAGGAGCAAGUACAUCUACAAGAGCAAGCUUUUUACCUCUGAACUGGGUGUUACUGAGCAUGUGGAAGGAGAUCCGUGUAAAUUUGCCCUCUGGGUUGGACGGACCCCAACUUCAGACAACAAGAUUGUCCUCAAGCUAAGUCAGGGAUGCAAACAUGGAUCCAUGGCGUCCAGUAUUGAGAACAAACAGGACUGGAUAAAGCACAUCCGUGAAGUGAUUCAGGAGCGCACUGUGCAUCUGAAGGGGGCGCUGAAGGAGCCCAUCCACAUCCCCAAACCUUCCACAGCCAAACAUAAGGGUCGCAGGUACACCCCCAGGGAUGGAGAGGAUCUGGACAGUCAGGGUGACUGCAGCAGUCAGCCAGACACCAUCUCACUGGCCUCCAGGACCUCACAGAACACACUGGACAGCGACAAGUUGUCAGGUGGUUGUGAGCUCACAGUGGUCAUCCAUGACUUCAUGGCCGGUAACAGUAAUGAACUGACAGUGCGAAGGGGACAGACGGUAGAGGUACUAGAGAGGCUCCACGAUAAGCCCGACUGGUGCUUGGUGCGGACCACUGACCGUUCCCCUGCCCUGGAAGGCCUGGUUCCCUGUGCCAUGCUCUGUAUCGCCCACUCCCGCAGCAGCAUGGAGAUGGAGGGCAUCUUUAACCACAAAGACGCGCUUUCUGUGUGCAGUAACGAUGCCAUCUUGCCAGGCUCCUCUGCCACCCUGCAGCCAGGUCAUGUGAUGGGCUCCCAGAGUUCCCCUGGGCCCAAACGCACUGGCAACACAUUAAGGAAAUGGCUGACCAGCCCUGUGAGGAGACUCAGCAGUGGUAAAGCCGACGGCCACGUGAAGAAGCUGGCGCACAAACACAAGAAGAGCCGUGACGUCAGAAAGAGCGCAGACGCAGGCUCGCAGAAAGACUCUGACGACAGCGCAGCCACGCCACAGGAUGAGACUCUGGAAGAGAGGGUGCGUAACGAGGGUCUGAGCAGCGGGACUCUCUCCAAAUCAUCGUCGUCAGGAAUGCAGAGCUGUGGAGAGGAAGAGGGAGAGGAAGGAGCUGAUACUGUGCCACUUCCUCCACCCAUGGCCAUCCAGCAGCACAGCCUCUUCCAGCCGGACGCACAGGAUGACAAGCUAAGCAGACCUGAGGCCACACCCAGACACAAAUUGGAAAGUCUGGAAGGCACAGCAAGGACCUCUUCCCGUCUUUCCGUCCGACCCUCCAGUUCUGAAACCCCCAGCGCUGCAGAGUUAGUCAGUGCCAUUGAGGAGCUGGUCAAAAGAAAAAUGGCUCUGGAGGACAGACCCAGCUCUUUGUCUGUGGAGCAAGGGGACAGCAGCAGCCCCUCUUUCAACCCAUCUGAUAACUCCCUCCUCUCUUCCUCCUCUCCGAUCGAUGAGAUCGAGGAACGCAAGACUGGCUUCCUCAAGAGACGGCAUUACGUACUGCUGGAACUAAUCGAGACAGAGAGGGACUAUGUGAGAGAUCUCAGUUUGGUCGUGGAGGGCUACAUGACCAGGAUGAGGGAGGAUGGAGUUCCAGAUGAUAUGAAAGGAAAAGACAAAAUAGUUUUUGGAAACAUUCAGCAGAUAUACGACUGGCACAAAGAUUUCUUCCUGGGAGAGUUUGAGAAGUGCCUUGAGGAUCCUGACUGGCUGGGCCCUCUCUUCGUCAAACAUGAGAGGAGACUGCACAUGUACAUUGUUUACUGCCAGAACAAACCUAAAUCUGAGCUUAUUGUCUCAGAGUAUAUCGACACCUAUUUUGAGGAUCUGAAGCAGCGUCUGGGUCACAGGCUUCAGAUCACUGAUCUGCUCAUUAAACCCGUGCAGAGAAUCAUGAAGUACCAGCUGCUGCUUAAGGAUUUCCUCAAAUUUUCCAAAAAAGUUGGAAUUGAUUCAGUAGAAUUGGAGAAAGCGGUUGAGGUCAUGUGCAUUGUACCAAAAAGAUGCAACGACAUGAUGAAUGUUGGUCGACUCCAGGGAUUUGAUGGAAAGAUCAUUGCUCAGGGGCGUCUCCUCCUGCAGGACACCUUCAUGGUGGCUGAACCGGAUGGAGGCCUGCUGAACAGAAUGAAGGAGAGAAGAGUCUUCCUCUUUGAACAGAUUGUCAUCUUCAGUGAACCUUUAGAUAAAAAGAGGGGCUUCUCGAUGCCUGGUUACCUGUACAAAUACAGCAUCAAGGUGAGCUGUCUGGGGCUUGAGGAUAGUGUGGAUGGAAACCCAUGUAAAUUCACACUGACCUCUAGAACGUCCAAUGUCAGCAAAGAGGCCUUUGUUCUGCACUCAAACCACCCUGGAGUCCGACAAGUCUGGAUGCUGCAGAUCAGCCAAAUCCUGGAGAGCCAAUGCAAUUUCCUCAAUGUGCUUACAUCUCCUAUAGACUACCAGAGGAACCAUGUCGAGGGGCCUGGUGUCUCAGGCAGCAUACAGGCUGGAGGUAGCGGGGGUCAGGUCAUGGUCCCUGGAGGAAGCGGAGGGGCCCCGGCUGGGUCGGGUUCCCGCUCCCGCCCCUCCCGUAUCCCCCAGCCCUCACGCUUGCCUCAGCCGCUCCGUCAUCACUCUCCCGCACUGGGGCCCGGAGCCCACGAGCCUGACGGCCCCGACAAAAUAUCAGGUAUGUCCCCGAGACCUCUCUCCAGGGGUCCCUCACCCUCUUGCACCACAGAGCCUGAUCCAAAGGUGAAGGUUCCUGCGAGCCCUCACCCCAAACAGACGGACUCUACAGAAAGCGCUUCCAAAGAGAGCAGGGAUGGAGUCGGCACGGCCCAGAUCCCUCGGGCCACCGUGGCCCCGCUAGGACUGGUCAAACCCAGACCUGGAACGGUCUCGCCCAUGGCCUCCCCAUUAGCCACACCUGCUUUCAAAGACUCCAUCCCACCCUGCAGUCCUGGGCCAAAGACAGGUGGCAGCUCCACCUCGUUCUGGAGCUCCGUUCCUGCUUCCCCCGCCAGCAGGCCUGGUUCCUUUACUUUCCCUGGGGAAGCAUGUGACACACUGGGACGGCAAAACCAGAACCAAAGUCACCGGCAUUCCACCCACAGUAAGGACGCAGACCGAAUGAGUACCUGCUCUUCUGCCAGUGAGCAAUCUGUCCAGUCCACUCAGAGCAACGGGAGUGAAAGCAGCAGCAGCAGUAAUAUCUCCACCAUGUUGGUGACUCAGGACUAUGUGGCUCUGAAAGAGGAUGAGAUAAAUGUAGGUCAAGGGGAGGUGGUGCAGAUCCUGGCCUCCAAUCAGCAGAACAUGUUCUUGGUGUUUCGCGCCGCUACCGACCAAUGCCCAGCCGCCGAGGGCUGGAUCCCUGGAUACGUGCUGGGCCACACCUCCGCCAAUAUCCCUGAUGUACCAGAGGGGACCAUUAACAGGAAAUCAUCAUCGUGGCAUACAUCCCUCCGUAUCCGUAAGAAGUCCGAGAAAAGAGAGAAGGAAAAUAAAAAAGAGGCCAAGCUUGAAAAUGGAUACAGGAAAUCCAGAGAGGGACUAACCAACAAGGUCUCUGUAAAGCUUCUAAAUCCCAAUUAUAUCUAUGAUGUUCCCCCAGAGAUCCUCGUCCCGCUGAGUGAUGUGACCUGUGAUAAAGGGGAGUGUGUCACUCUGAGGUGUAAAGUGUGUGGCCGCCCCAAAGCCACAGUCACAUGGAUGGGACCCGAUCAGAAAACACUCACCAACAAUGGCCACUUUAGCAUAGUCUACAGUGAGACUGGCGAGACCACUCUGCGUAUCGUAGGUGUGACCUCAGAGGAUGAUGGCAUGUACACCUGCAUUGCAACGAAUGACAUAGGCAAUGUGACAUCAUCAGCCAGUCUCAGAGUGUUGGGAACUACUAGCGAUGGAAUCCGGGUCAUGUGGAAAGACAACUUUGAGUCCUUCUACACUGAGGUAGCAGAGCUGGGCAGGGGAAGGUUCUCUGUAGUAAAACGCUGUGACCAGAGGGGAUCAAAGCGCACAGUAGCGGUCAAGUUUGUGAAUAAGAAACUCAUGAAGCGAGACCAGGUCACCCACGAGUUCAGCGUCCUACAGAGACUCCAGCACCCUCACCUAGUCAGACUACUGGACACCUUUGAGACCUCCAGCAGCUAUGCACUGGUCCUUGAGAUGUCUGAUCAGGGCCGUCUACUGGACUACAUUGUGAGCUGGGGGAACCUCACUGAGGAAAAAGUGGCCUUUUACCUCCGGGACAUUUUAGAAGCUUUGCAAUACCUGCACAACUGCAGAAUAGUUCAUCUGGAUUUAAAGCCUGAAAACCUUUUGGUGGAGCAGAGCCCCUCCCAGCCGAUGGUGAAACUGACGGACUUCGGCGAUGCAGUGCAGCUGAACUCGACUCCCUACGUUCACCCUCUGCUGGGCAGCCCAGAGUUUGCGGCCCCCGAGCUGGUUCUCGGGGAUCCCGUCUCUCUCUCCUCUGACUUAUGGAGUCUAGGCGUGGUGACGUACGUGAUGCUGAGCGGGGCGUCUCCGUUCUUGGACGAGAGCGUGGAGGAGACGUGCCUCAACAUCUGCCGCCUAGACUUCAGUUUCCCCGACGACUACUUUCAGGGCGUGAGCCAGGCGGCACGGGAUUUCGUGUGCCUGCUUCUCAGGACCGAAUCUUCCAAGCGGCCCCCAGCUGCCACCUGCCUGCAGGAUCCCUGGCUGAGACCCGGAGGUGGCCGUCGCUCGGCCGAAUGCAUCGAUACCUCUAGACUCAUCUCCUUCAUCGAUCGGCGCAAACACCAGAACGACCUGCGGCCUCUCGGAGGCAUAAGAGUCUUCCUGCAAAGCAGGCUACAGCCCAGGAUCUGACCCGAGAAACGUGAUCUCAUCCUCUUCCUGAUGCCAAUUAAGAAGACUUCAGUCCUGAGCCUAUCAAAAUGUGUGCUGACAACCAUAUCUGCCAAUCAGAGCCUUCGUCGGCAGACAAGAUUUUAGAUCGUUAGUCCUUUCCCAGUUUGCUGCUGCCUUGUUUCCAAUUUCAUGAAGACUUUUACGCAGAGAUGAAAACAAUGGAAUAUAAAUAUAUAUAUAUAAUAUUUCUCUGAUUUGCUGAAUGAUCAACAAAUCUACAUAAAUGGACUAAUAUUUUGUGUAGAACAAAACGUGGCAGAAGAAACGUUUUUGAAGAGAGCGAUGCAAAUGCAAUUUAGCGAGGAGAACAACCUUUUUUCCCUUUCUGUUUUGCCGGAGCCAGAGAGCAAGCGGCUGUUUUUGUGCUUUUACAGAGUUCGACUCGUAACAUUUCUUAAUGAACCUUUAGAGAAAAAUGAACAGCGCAUAAUAACGAUGACAUUUUCAGGUACAUCUUUCAAUAAAAUCAGUUACAUCAACUCAAGUCUGAAUGAACGCAACACACAAAUCGUGAGCAGAUGAAUAAGCGUUUUAAGUGAAAGCAUGUUUUGGUCUCCUACUGUAAUUAGUUGCUUAUUUCAACAAUGAUGAUUACGCCACAUUUAGCUGCAAAAUUUUUAACGGCUGCAAGUCUUUUUUUGAUUUACUACGACUAGAACAAACUGUGUUGUGCAAUCUACAGAUGUAUACGCCUUAUUCUAUACUAUGUGUCUGCCCUGUUUCUUUCUUUUUUUCUUUCUUUCUUUCUUUCUUUUUAAAUGCAAUGUCACAAGGGUGGAGAGCAGAACUCCAGUGGGAGACAGCCAUAGGACGGCCAGACGUCUGAGCUCAUCAGCAUUGAAGAAUGACUGAAUACUGUAAAUGCACUCGCGUUGUUUCCGGUUCUUAUCACGUGCAAUGUUGCAGCUUCGAUGGUUUAUGCAACUAUUUAUGAAGACAUCCGUUAUACCUUUAAUAAAAGCUUAGAAUAGCACGUACUCGGUACUGCAGUUCUGCUGUUGUUUAUUUAAUCUGGUCUUUAUUGUUAAGUAUUAAAGCCCUGUCAUUCUACAGGGAUGUUGUCUACAUGGCACUUAUGCUAGUCACUUUUCUGUUGAUAUACAUAUUGGUAUGCCAAAGCUCUCCAUGCUUUACAAGAAUUAGUUUUUCUUUUUGUUCCCCGACAAACAUUUUACACCUUAGGUAGCUAUGACUGGUUGUUUACACGAGUUAUUCAUAGCUUUACAUUUGGGAAGAAUUGUUUUUCUUUGUUUAUUUUCCUUGGUGUCCAUGUUAUAGACAUUUCACAGAUCAAACUUUUAAUUUUUUUGUGCAUUAUUGGAGUAUUUCUGAAACGCACCUCCCAUUUAGACUAGGCAGUCCUUGACAUGAGAAUAAUUUGGUCAUAGCAAGAUAUCAUGGACAAAAAAAUGGGAAGCCUUUCAAUUAUGAUGUUUAUCUUCUCAUAUAGAUAGUUUUAAUGCAAAUGUAGGUCCUUUAGUUUUAAGGCCUCUGAUAGUUUUUGGCGAGAGGUUAGUCAUAAGAAGCUCUCAACAGUUUAAAUUGUCACUGGAAUGAAUGGUUUGCAGUCUGUAACCAUUGACCUGUUGCUCUCAGUGCGUUGAUUUCCAGUGAUCCUCGCGUCAUACAUCAGUCAACUGUUAUAUUUGAGAUUUUGAAGCGUUCUGAAAUGUUUGAGUGCUGGACAGUGACUCUUUCCCGGUAGGAAGGAACAUUGUUAAUUCAUCUGUAUAGACCCAUAUCAUGUCCUCUAAUUUAUUUGUCAUUGUGAAGUUGUACAGAUGCCUUUACAGCGUGGGAACUUGGACUGGAUACAUUUUUUUAAGUGUUUCAUUGAAUGUCUAAUUUGAGUUCUGAUCUCAUUGUAUUUUGAUGUAUGUAUUAUCAUUUUAGACUUGUUUUAUUUGGAUUAUUUUAUACUUUUUGCAUGUGUAUAUUUCUUUGUACAGAAACCAUAAGUGUUUUCGCGAUAUGUGCUGUAAAUAUUUUCAGUUUUGCCAUCAGUUAUUUUGAAAUUAAACAUAAUGGAACAUU
Messenger RNA from Sinocyclocheilus rhinocerous, 11706 nucleotides. RefSeq names its product trio Rho guanine nucleotide exchange factor a (gene trioa). Gene Ontology annotation, biological process: protein phosphorylation; axon guidance. The record is from RefSeq and is a predicted model, not a curated record. Bases 274 to 9630 code for a protein of 3118 amino acids. Gene Ontology annotation, cellular component: extrinsic component of membrane; cytoplasm. Gene Ontology annotation, molecular function: guanyl-nucleotide exchange factor activity; protein binding; ATP binding. Lineage: Eukaryota; Metazoa; Chordata; Actinopteri; Cypriniformes; Cyprinidae. The transcript has 60 exons.